UAAAGAUAAAAGAAUUUAUAAAUUGAGAUAUUCAAAUAAUCUACUUACUUGGGCUGUUUUGUUAAACAUAUUCGGUCCAAAAAAACUAGUCUAGCAUCAUGAAGUUCUUGAUUUUAUUCGCCAUUGCAGCCGUCUUCGGAUCCGUUUACUGCCAGGAUGAGGAAUGCUUCAGAGGGGUGUUCAGGGAGUGCGUGAAGCAGACACCUCCCGGAAAACAAAUGGCUCUUUGUGAUGAAGUCAAGUUUCAGAUUGAAUGUGUUGCUCGGUGUGCGGACAAAUGCAAAAUGAAAUUCAGCGAAGAGGCAGAAGCAGUGAGGGAAGCUGUUCAAAGAGUAUGCCAGGAAGGCGACACCAAAAGACUGUUUGACGAAGAAAAGGCUUGCUAUAAGAGCGCUAUUAGUGAUACCAAAUGUGUUGGACCCAUUCGUGAAGCCAUGAAGGACCGCCAGAACGCUGAAGUCAUCAUAAAGGGCAACAAAAAGGUUUGCAAGUUGUUCGAGGCUUACUCAAAAUGUGUGGAAGAAAACGCUUCAAACAACUGCGGUAAAACAUCUGAUAUCUUGUUUGACUCGCUGUAUGAUCCUCUUUACAAUUUAGCCGACGUUAUCUGCCAGCAACUGAUCCUCCCAGCGGACGAGACGGACGCCCGCCCAGACAGUUUUGGGGUUCUCAACCCUUACAUGGUCAUAGAAUCUUUCUUUGGAUAUGCCUGAAUGUAAAUGAGAACAUAUGAAUGAAAUAAAUUCUAAAACUCAAUGAA
Molecule: messenger RNA, 760 nt
Organism: Argiope bruennichi
Lineage: Eukaryota; Metazoa; Arthropoda; Arachnida; Araneae; Araneidae
Exons: 5
Coding region: 99-713 (204 amino acids)
Source: RefSeq, a predicted model, not a curated record